Messenger RNA from Dioscorea cayenensis subsp. rotundata (Guinea yam), 810 nucleotides. RefSeq lists its product as uncharacterized. The record is from RefSeq and is a predicted model, not a curated record. The transcript is spliced from 6 exons. NCBI's taxonomy places the organism in Eukaryota, Viridiplantae, Streptophyta, Magnoliopsida, Dioscoreales, Dioscoreaceae. The coding region runs from base 1 to 810 and encodes 269 amino acids.
AUGGCUACUAAAUUGAGCCUUCAUGCUGAAGCUUAUGCCAUGGUGUUGGCACUGAACAUGCAGUGGAAGCAAUUUGAAAUAUCAGAUCUUGGUAAUCUGAGUUAUUUCUUACGUGUGGAAGUGAGCCAAGAUGAGAAGGGAGUGUUUAUCUCUCAGAAGAAAUAUACUUUGGAUCUUUUGAGACAGUAUAACAUGCAUAAUUGCAGGGCAGCUCCUACACCAAUGUGUACCAACACAAAAUUACAAAUUAUUGAUGGCUCAGGAGAUACAGAAGCAGGAAGAUAUAUGAACAAGCCUUCCAAGAUCCAUGGAGGUGCAGCAAAACGUGUCCUCAAAUAUCUCGCAGGGUUUUCGGAUAGCGAUUGGGAUGGCAGUUUGGAUGAUCGGAGAAGUAUCUGUAACAUUGUGUUCAAGAGGCAGGAGGUUAUAGCACUCUCUACAAUUGAAGCUAAGUAUAUAGAAAUUUCUGCAGCUGCCUUAAAGCACUGCACUACUAAUGAGCAACAUGCUGAUCUACUCACCAAAGCCUUGACUGUAAAGAAGCAUGACAUGUUGAAAAAAGGCGCUGAAAGGUCUGUGAAUUCAUUAUCUCCGACUUACCUAAUGGCUUUUACUUCAUUCGCUGUGAACCUAUUGAAAUGCAGACAAAACUCCUAUGGGAUGGGCCAUUGGACCAUCGGAGUGCAGAAUCCUUCAACUUUUCAUAAUGGCGUGAAUCAUUCUAGCCCGCCUUUGAAAAGCUGGCUGGUACUGUUUGGAUACAACUUCACCGUCCUCAUGGAGCUUUGGCAUGGAGAUCUAUUGGCUUGA